Messenger RNA from Mastomys coucha (southern multimammate mouse), 1038 nucleotides. It is a transcript of the gene Kctd14, whose product is annotated as potassium channel tetramerization domain containing 14. The transcript is spliced from 3 exons. Gene Ontology annotation, biological process: protein homooligomerization. NCBI's taxonomy places the organism in Eukaryota, Metazoa, Chordata, Mammalia, Rodentia, Muridae. Gene Ontology annotation, molecular function: protein binding. The coding region runs from base 172 to 1038 and encodes 288 amino acids. The record is from RefSeq and is a predicted model, not a curated record.
AAGAGGCAAGUGGGAGGUCCCUUCGUAGAGUUCCUCAGGGGCGGGGUGUCAGGAACCUUUCCGGCUGGGAAGUUACCUACACGUGGCAGGACUGUUCCCUGCGCAUAAGUUGUCCACUCAGGGCAGCGUUGUGUACUGUGUACUCUGCGAGAGCUGUCUUUUCCUGCCAGAAUGAGCCUGCCCGCAAACCAGAACAAGGAGCCCAGCAAGCAGUCUCAGCCCGCAAAAUCUCUCAAGGAGCCCAGCCAGGAGUCUCUGCCUGUAAACCUACUCAAGGAGCACAGCCAGGAGUCCCAGAUCCUGUGCCCUGACCCGGACAUUGUUGUGGAGCUGAAUGUAGGGGGGCAGUUCUAUACCACCACCAUGGGCACCUUGAUGAAACAUCCAGGCUCAAAGUUUUCAGGGAUAUUGUCCAAGUCAGCUAGACAGUACAAAGAUGCCCAGGGCCGCUUCUUCAUUGAUCGUCCGGGUACCUACUUUGGGCUUCUCUUGGACUACCUACGCACUGGGCAAGUGCCCACAGAAUAUGUUCCUGAGGUAUACCAAGAAGCUAAGUUCUACCAAAUCCAUCUUUUGGUCAAGAUUUUGGAAGAUAUGCCACAGAUCUUUGGUGAGCAAGUGGCUCGAAUGCAGUUCCUGAUGGGAGUGCCAAACUACAGAGAAAACCUGGAGGUCCUGUUGCACCUGGCUCGGGCAGAGGCGGUGGCAAUGCGCUCAUCAAAGGUGGUGGUGUGUGUGGUGCGCACGGAGGAGGAGGAGGCGAAGUGUAUGGAGCCAAUGCACAUCUUGGAGGCCAAAAAGACACCCGUUGUCAAAUUUGGGCCCUGGAAGGCAGGCCCUGUGACGGAGGACUUUGUAUACUGCCUGGAGAGGUGGAGUGGCACCUCAUGCGUGUACUGCCCUGCUGCCAAGAGGUGGCACACCGUGAUUGCGAUCAAUCGCGUUCCCCAGACGUCAGCGCCAGCCGGGGACCGAAGAAAGCUCAUUCCGGGUUCUUAUGUGUGUGAUGAAUGCAAGGUUACAGCCUGGGAAUGUUGA